AAACUGUUUGUUCUUUCAUUGCUAUAGUUUGUUGGAUGGUAUGAUGAUAAAAUGUAUGGUGGUUUGAAGAUGACUCUAGAAAAUAUGAAAGCAGCGGACCCAAAUUUUGUUAUGGGUCAGGUGAUGUCUCUAGGCUUGGAUCUGAUUAGUCUUGGAAGAACACUACAAGGAGAUACUGAACUUAAACAGGAAAUAGAAAAGUUGGAAUCUCUGUCUAAACAACAAGCCUGUGUUUUAACUUCAAGGGAACAAAGUCAUAUUAAGGCUGUCCAAUUAUGGGCUGAUGGAUACUUACAUGAAGCCACCAGUAUGUGGGAUGAUAUUCUUGUUGACCAUCCAUCUGAUAUGUUUGCCAUAAGAAUGGCUUAUGACAGCAACUUUUCUCAAGGCCAUCUACCACAAAUGCGAGACUUGAUUGCCAGAGUUUUUCCUCGUUGGAAACCAACUACUCCUCUCUAUAGCUACUUGUUUGGACAAUAUGCAUUUGGAUUGGAAGAAACCAAUUUUUACUAUAAAGCAGAAAAUCUUUCUAGGAAGGGAUUGGAACUUAAUCCAAAGGAUGCUUGGGCCACUCAUGCUCUUGCUCACGUAUUGGAAAUGGAAGGUCGUACCAAUGAAGGGAUUGCUUUUAUGAGUUCAACAGUGAAGAACUGGGAGGUGAACAAUUUGUUGGUUUGUCACAAUUUCUGGCACUGGGCAGUGUAUCAUAUUGAACAGGGUGAGCUAGAAGCAGCAAUGGAUAUCUUUGAUACACAGGUUGGAAAGAAAUUACAUUCUGGAUCGUUCCUGGACAUUUCUGAUGCUACAGCUCUUUUAUAUCGUUUGGAACUUGAAGGUUAUGAGAUUAAUGUAAACGGGGAUUUAACCAUGUCAAUUUAUAUGGGAGCCCAAGUAAAGGACAGAUGGAGGGAGGUUUCAGAAGUAUGUCGCACAUACAUUGAGGAUCAUACUUCAGCUUUCAAUGACACCCAUAUUUUCAUGUCAUGCCUUGGGGCAAAAGAUGAAAAUGCAACAAAGCUGCUAAUGAAUUCCCUUGAUCAGUACAUCAGAGAAACUAAAGGUGUGAGUUCUAAAGUUUCUGCUAAAGUAGGAAGAAAAAUUAUCCAAGCUCUCCUGGCUUAUGAUGAAGAGAGAUAUGAAGACGUAGUUUCACUGCUUUACCCUCUACGCUAUGAGAUUGUUGAAAUUGGUGGAAGUAAUGCUCAGCGUGAUGUGUUUAACCUACUUCUCAUACAUGCUACCCUUAAGUCUUCUAACAGCCAUCAUCAUAGUCUAGCUCAGAGCCUUUUGUAUGAACGAAAAGCUUUAAAAGAAGGUUCACCUAUGACAGAUCGUCUUAUGGCAAGAGUUUUGGCUUUGCAUCUGUCAUGAGAAUUCUAAUAUCUUGGUUAGUUCAAUCAGCAAGCAACUUUUAUGAAAUAAAUAAUCGUGAAAUAAGAAUAUAUACUAGACAUAGCCAUUCAAAUAUGUUUAUACAUAAACUGAAUGUAACAUUUAGAUAGAUAUACACUUAAAUUUGUAAUGCAUUUAUGUUUAAACAGAUAUUGUAAUCAACUUAAAUAAAGAUUUUUAUAUA
Molecule: messenger RNA, 1576 nt
Organism: Limulus polyphemus (Atlantic horseshoe crab)
Lineage: Eukaryota; Metazoa; Arthropoda; Merostomata; Xiphosura; Limulidae
Product: tetratricopeptide repeat protein 38-like
Exons: 11
Coding region: 52-1371 (439 amino acids)
Molecular function (GO): protein binding
Source: RefSeq, a predicted model, not a curated record